GGUUGAAAACACAAUCACCAAGAACAGCAUCAACACAGAGCAGCAUCAACAUAGAACAGCAUCAACAUAGAACAGCAUCAACACAGAGCAGCAUCAACAUAGAACAGCAUCAACAUAGAACAGCAUCAACACAGAGCUUCUCCAUCAUGUCCUCUUCAGAUUCUGAUGAGGAUGUUCACCAAUGUGGCAGGUGUAAGGAAGUGUUUAUUUCUUUGGAAAACUACUUUGCGCAUAAAAAAUCAAAAACGUGUCAGAAAAGUAAAGCCCCUAGAUUAUCAAAACCAGUGAUUCUUGAUAAUGAGGCUGAUCUGUCUGUCAAUAACCAGAAUGAGGCUGAUCCGUCUGUCAAUAACCAGAAUGAGGCUGAUGUUCCACCAUUUGACUGUGCUGACUCUAAUCUGCAGGAUGACACUAUUACUGAAAUGGAACCAGAUUGUGACAUACAGGAGAACACUGAUGCUGAAAUCAUAAUGACUACAGAGCAAACUAAUAAUAUCAAACAGCCUGAAAAUAAUAUUUUGACAUCAGCUCAAUGUGAUAAUGAUACGCUGCCAUCAUAUCAACAUGACAAUGAAAUUCUGACAUCAGAGGAACAUAAUGAUAACGGGUCAUCAGAUCAAGAUCACAACAAAAAUGUAACUAGAAGUCAACUUCGAUCGUUACCAAGAAAAUCAAAAAUCAUUGCAGAUUAUGCAAAACUAACCCGACGUGAAACCAAUUCUGACAGCGUUCCAAAUUCUGAUCAAAGUUCUGACAAGCACGUGCCAUUGAGAAAAAGAAAAUUAAAAGUUGAUUUUGACACAUCAUCUGAACAAGAAAAUAUUGUUGAAACAAACCCUGUGGAAGUUGCCAAAAAGUGUCUUAAACCUACCAACUAUGCAUGCAGUGAGUGUGAAUUUACAGCCCUCUAUAAAGAUGAAUACACAGCUCAUCUGUAUAAUGCACAUAAAAUCAGUGACAAAAAAUGUAACUUCUGUCACAAACCCUUCAGGUAUAAACAUAGAUUAAAGCAGCAUAUAAUUUCUCAGAAAUGCCAAAAAGGUAAACAACUUAAAAACACAGCCACCAAAUCACAACCAGAAACUCAAACUGAAAAAGAAAUUGAUGAAGUUCAUGUUCAUGUUAAUGAACAAUCAGAUGAUAAACAAGCACAUGAAAAUGAUCAUACAAUGAACAAUAUUGAAAAUACACCCCCGAAAACAAACAAAGUUGAAAUCAAACUUCACAGAUCAAACAAAAGCAAAAGUCAAAUGAUUUCCCAUGAGGAUGACUCUGAUAUGGAAGAUACUGAUAAUGAUGAAGAAGACACUGAUAUUCACAAAUCAAGGAUGUCAACGAGGAAAUCAGUCAAAAAGAAAACUACAAAGAAAUCCAAAGUCAUUAAGGAUAAGACAGUUGAUAAGAGAAAGAAGAACCAAACUGUGUCAUUCGCUUGUCCAAAUUGUUUAGAGUGUUUUGACAAUUAUAUUGAUGUUAAAACACACAUGGAGAAGCACCAUCCUGCCACCUAUUGUGGGAUCUGCAAACUAUGUGGAAAAUACUACCCAACAAAGUACAAAUUGUGGCGUCAUAUGACUUCAAACCUACAUAAAGGAUUGGUGUCAGAAAAUGAUAUAAUUGCAGCCAAGGCAGAGCUUGUGAGUGAACCGAUUGCUAGAAGGGGCAGACCUUCAAAGUCCAAUGAUAUGAAUUGUAAAGCAUGCAAAACAUCAUUCAAAACAAAACAUGAUUUCCAUGAACAUGUUCAACGUCACCAUAGUAACAGACUGAACACAAAAUGUGUAUUUUGUUUCCAAAUAUUUCCAACUGAUACUGUCCAUCAGACACAUAUGAUCUCAGUCCAUCAAAUUGACAAAGAUGAUUUCAAUGUAUUGAGGUGUUCAGUCUGUUGUAGAAUGUUUUCUCAUAAACAUCAUGUGGUGCGUCAUAAAUUGAAGGUGCAUAAACCACAAGUACCUCAUUCAAGUGAUCCAAAAAGCUAUGAUCCGUCUGCUGAGAUCCAAAUGGAGGCUGUAAUCCAAAAUGAGGCUAUGAACCAUAAUGAGUCUACUCUUCUUAAUGCAGUUAAAACCAAUGAUAAAUCGAAACAGCAAGUGAAAGAUUUAUCUUCAGUUAUGGCUCAUAAAUGCUUUUUGUGUUGUGAAUAUUUCCCAAAUAUUGAGAAAUUAAACAUUCACUUGGAGUACCAUAAAGUUUGGGUUCCAACAGAUGAUAAUCUUGUGAUUGACACAGUGUAUCAGUCAGUGCAUAACUCCAAAGAAAACUCAACUGAAGAUGAUGGAGGAAAUGGAGAUAACAAUGUCGAAGCAAGUGAUUCGUCCACUGAAAUCCAUAAAGAGAUGGAUGUAUCUGUUGACAAAGACAAUAAAACUGGCGAUGAUGAUGUCAUAGCUAAAUUGGGAUUAAAAGCCAAGGCAGGUGAUCCUUUUAAAACUGCAAAAAGUGUUGAUGAUGGACUGAAUAAUACCAACAAUAAAUCAACAGAAUUAGAUGCACAAGGAACAACUGAAAAAUCAAGUAAUGCUAAAUCAAAUGAUCAGUUUGUGAAGGACAUCACCGAAUAUAUUAACAACGAUAAAACCUUUGUGUGUCCAUAUUGCGCCAGACGAUUCACUGAUUGGGAAAACUUUAAACAACAUAAAAUUGUCAAUCAUAAACUCAAACCAGUGUUCAAAUGUAUAAAAGAGGAAUGUUUCCAGAUUUUUGAAACACUAGAUGAAUAUAAGGACCAUAGUACCGAACAUCCUCAAAGGGCGUUCAUCUGUAUUUCCUGCAACGAUCAUUUCAGCUCAUUGGAGUUCCUCAUGAUGCAUCGACUGAGCUUUCAUAUUCAAAGAACGGAUGGUUUCAAGUGUUACGGUUGUGGCGACAUCUUUGAAACAUCUGAGGAACGAAAAAUACAUCAAACUAAUGUAAAACAUGAAUUCCAAUGUAAGAAGUGUGAUCGUGCUUUCAAGACUGAGAUGAACCUGAAAUCACAUGAGUUAUCCCAUUCAAAUAUGAAGCAUUUUCUAUGCGAUGAAUGCGGGGCCGGUUUCACAAACAAACAUGCCCUAAAACGCCAUACAUUUACACAUUACCCGAUUGAGGAUUUCCCGUGUCCAACUUGCGGUAAAUUGUUCAAAAAGCGUGACCACAUGAAGCGCCACCUUAUGACAACACAUGUAAAUGUUAAACCAUUCAAAUGUACAAUAACCGGUUGCACAAGAGCAUACAAAAGAAAAGAUAAAUUAAAAGAACACAUGAAAACACAUUCAAACGAACCAUUGUUCAUUUGUCAAUUUUGCUCUCGGUCUUUCAAAUACAAGCAAGCGCUACAGUACCAUGAAAAAACACAUUCUAAGGAUCGACGACGGGAAUGUACGCAAUGUGACGCCCUCUUUUAUACUCUCUCUGACUUAAAAGAACAUUUCGUGAGAGACCAUAAUAUCAAAAUGAAGAGUCAGCAUCAUACGAAUGUCUGUCCAAAAUGUAAGUUAUCAUUCACAAGAGUGGAACGCCUGAACCGUCAUAUUGAGAAAGUUCACAAAGACCAUAAAGCUGUCGUUAUAUGGACUACAAAGUGUCACAUCUGCCGAAAAGGGUUCGCUGGUGAAAAGAGCUUAUCAACCCAUUUGGAAAAGAGACAUAACAUGCUAAAGUCAACUGAUGAAACUACUCGGAUGACAGAUGAUAUGAAAUCAAACGUGUAUGUGGUUAACAGACUCAAUACGUCUGAUAUCAUCAUUAAACAAAAUGAACAAACAACCGAAAAUCCAGUAACAUUGAAUGUACAACAAAUGCAUAAAGCUACGGAUCCUCAACAGUUUAAGGAACAAGCCAAAGAGACAUAUAAUGCUGGGACGAUACCUCCCUUACUUGUAUUGCAGUACGAACCAAAUUCCAAUCAGGAUGAUUACGUAAACAACAAUGAUACAGGCCCUCAAAUUAAACAUCAGUACUUAGAAAACAUCCAAAGCUAUCAGAGAGAAGAACAUAUUUCAAGGGAAUCAGAUAUGUCAAGAGAACCGAUUAUUCAAAAGGAAUCACAUUAUCCCAGAGAAGCGAUUGGAAAUGAUCCUAAAGUGAUAUACACCUCCACAGAACCAACUUAUACAAGAGAACCGAAUGCUCUACCUACUCUCCGAAGACAAUUAGAUCUACACGAUCCAAAUUAUUUUGUCGGAAUCGCCAAAAAUCAUGAACUCGAACGUAAGGAAGAAGCUAAUCUUCGACAUGAAGUUAAUCAAAAAAUGGAAAGUUCUACUCAUUUUCAGAGUAUCAAUGUGGAGCAUAAUGACCCUAUGAAUGUUCUCCAAACUCACCCAUUGAGUGUUCGAACCGUAACAUAUCCCCACGAGCCUACUACAGUUCAAGUACCAACCACUACUCUACCUUACUCUACUGUUCCAAAACAUAACACAACGACGACAGGGCUUUACACAACGAACACAGGGCUUUACACAACCAACACAGGGCUUUACACAAAUACACAAGGGCUUUACUCAACUAGUCCCGUGAAUCACACCACCAAUGCAAGGUUUUACGCCACUAAUCAAAGGCUUUAUUCAACUAGUUCAGAACUUUACACAACUAGCCCUGGGCUUUAUACAGUCCCUCAUUCAAUGAUCAAAACACAACAGAAAUCAAAUGAAAAUGCUUUCGUACCGAUUCUGCCGUUUGGUUCACCUGUAUCUGCCGCUCAUUCAGUCUCGGCGCCACAACUUACUCCCCACUCUCGGUUGUCCCAUGAAGCAAUUUAUGAUUAUCCUGGUAAUAGAAUUAUAAUACCCGAGGGGGAAAGCCAGGGAUCAGCCAUUUUGAAAUCGGUAGCUAUGCAACCUGUGAAUCACCAUAGUAACCCUGUGUUGUUACCAAAACCACCAUAUUUGCCACAAUUGGAUAUUGCAGAGCAUCACAAGAAUGAAGUUAACAACGAUGGCUCGUCUAGUGAGCCUAGCUCAUCUGAGCUAAGCUCAUCUAAUGAUCUUAGAUCAUCUUCUGCUUAUAUUCAAAAUUAUUACAUGAAUAAUCAAAAUUGACAAUUCCAAAAUACGUGGCUUUUGCAGAAGUUGAAAACACAUUGAUCAAUUUUGUGAAUCUACGCAGGUAGUAGACUACAUCUGAAUGGAUGAUAGGCCUUCCAGAUCAGCAAGUCAAGGAGAAUUGGCUCCCAGGAUCGAAACUCGAUAUUUUCCAAUAAUGAAAACGUCGAAAUGUCGUUAUUUUCUGAAAUUAGAACAGAGUAUGUAUGAAUACAAAAUAAACAGUUCAAACGAUUCGAACCAAUAUCUCGAUCAUUUCUUGUGAGUUUUGGAAUUUUUCGCUGGGAAAUAAGACCAAAUUUUAC
Messenger RNA from Owenia fusiformis, 5329 nucleotides. NCBI's taxonomy places the organism in Eukaryota, Metazoa, Annelida, Polychaeta, Sabellida, Oweniidae. The record is from the annotation of a GenBank genome assembly.